Molecule: messenger RNA, 1624 nt
Organism: Emiliania huxleyi CCMP1516
Lineage: Eukaryota; Haptophyta; Isochrysidales; Noelaerhabdaceae
Exons: 3
Coding region: 22-1344 (440 amino acids)
Biological process (GO): proteasome-mediated ubiquitin-dependent protein catabolic process
Cellular component (GO): nucleus; proteasome regulatory particle, base subcomplex; cytosol
Molecular function (GO): polyubiquitin modification-dependent protein binding
Source: RefSeq, a predicted model, not a curated record
GGGGGCGCCCGACUGAGAUCCAUGGUGCUCGAGGCCUCCUUCCUCUGCAUCGACAACUCGGACUAUAUGCGGAACGGCGACCACGCGCCCUCGCGGAUGGAGGCGCAGCUGGACGCCGUCAACUUGCUGUCGGGCGCAAAGACGCAGAGCAACCCUGAAAACGUCGUCGGGCUGCUCUCGACGGCCGGGCGAGGGGUGGAGGUGCAGGUGGCGCUGACGGGCGACGUCGGCCAGGUCCUCUCCCUCUCGCACGGCAUCAAGAUUGGCGGCAACGCCAACUUGUCAGCGGGCAUCCAGGUGGCGCAGCUCUCGCUCAAGCAUCGGCAGAACAAGAACCAGCGGCAGCGCAUCAUCGUCUUCGUGGGGUCGCCGGUGCAGGAGGAGGAGGCGGCGCUGGUCAAGCUCGGCAAGAAGCUCAAGAAGAACUCCGUCGCGAUGGACAUCAUCAACUUUGGAGAGGAGGCGGAGAACGCCGCCAAGCUCGAGGCGCUGCUCAACGCCGUCAACUCUGACGACAACUCGCACCUCGUCACCGUCCCUCCCGGCCCGCACGUCCUCUCCGACAUCCUGCUCUCGUCGCCCAUCGUGCAGGGCGAGGACGGCGCGGGCGCCGCGAUGGCCGGCAUGGGCGGCGGCGGCGGCGAGGGCGCGGGAGACUUCGCCGGCCUCGCGGUCGACCCGAAUAUGGACCCUGAGUUUGCGUGGGCACUGCGCGUCUCGAUGGAGGAGGAGCGCGCGCGGCAGGAGGCGGCGGCAAAGGCGGCGGAGGAGGCGGGGGCGGGCUCGGCGGAGGGCGCCGCGGCGAGCUCGGGCGAGGGCGCGGCCGCAGCGCCGGCGAGCGACGCCGAGAUGGCGGAGGCGGCCGGCGGGGCGGCGGCGGGCGACGCGGACGAGCAGGCGCUGCUCGAGCAGGCGCUGGCCAUGUCGAUGCCCGGCGCGGCGGCCGAGCAGCCAAAGACGCCCGCCACCGCGCCGCCCGCCGAGACGCCCGGCGCUCCGGUCGGCGGCGCGUCGGAGACCCCCGCGUCCGCCGCGCCGCCGCCGUCCGCCGUGCCGGCGCCCGCGCUGGAGGACGCCGUCAUGGCGGAGGCGGACGAGGACGAGGCGAUGCAGCUCGCGCUGGCGAUGUCCAUGUCUCAGGGGGGCGGCGGCGAGUCCACCACGCCCGCGCCCGCGCCCGCACCCGCGCCCGCCGCCGGCGACAUGUCCGCAGUCUUCCAGGACCCGAGCUUCCUGCAGUCUGUCCUCGGCUCGCUCCCCGGCGUCGACCCAAACGACCCGCGCAUCCAGUCGGUCCUCCAAAAGCAGGACGGCGACAAGAAGGAGGACGAGGACAAGAAGUGACGCCGCCGCGGGAGCUUGGGCUGCUCUUCCUUGCGCUGCACCUCGAGACGCGGGACGGCCUGCGGCGCGCUGCGCAUGCCGGACGCUGCAUGCCGUGCGUUCUGGUGUUUAUGCUCGAAGAACCUUCCCGUGGCGCACCUUGAUCUCGUUGCGCAGCGCGGCUUCUUUGGGUCUAGUGCGUCAGCGCGGCAACGUCCGCCCAACAGGCGCUCAUUGCGCCUCGGAGGCACUGGGCGGCGGCUGAAUUCGAGGUUAGGGGUAUGAUCAAAGGAAAUUUUUU